Molecule: messenger RNA, 2592 nt
Organism: Yamadazyma tenuis ATCC 10573
Lineage: Eukaryota; Fungi; Ascomycota; Pichiomycetes; Serinales; Debaryomycetaceae
Gene: RNR1
Product: ribonucleotide-diphosphate reductase subunit
Biological process (GO): deoxyribonucleotide biosynthetic process; DNA replication
Cellular component (GO): ribonucleoside-diphosphate reductase complex
Molecular function (GO): ATP binding; ribonucleoside-diphosphate reductase activity, thioredoxin disulfide as acceptor
Source: RefSeq, a predicted model, not a curated record
AUGUACGUUUACAAGAGAGGUGGACACAAAGAGCCGGUUAGAUUCGACAAGAUCACCGCCAGAGUCCAAAGAUUAUGUUAUGGUUUGGACACCAAGCACGUUGAUGCUGUGGCCAUCACCCAGAGAGUCAUCUCUGGUGUUUACCAAGGUGUUACCACCAUCGAGUUGGACAACUUAGCAGCCGAGACCGCCGCUUAUAUGACCACCAUUCACCCGGACUACGCCAUUUUGGCGGCCAGAAUCGCUGUUUCCAACUUGCACAAGCAGACCACCAAACAAUACUCUCAGGUUUCCAAAGAGUUAUAUGACUACAUUAACCCCAAAACUGGUAAACACUCUCCUAUGAUCUCGGACGAGACUUACGCGGUGAUCCAGAAACACGCCGAUGAGUUGAAUUCGGCCAUCGUAUACGACCGUGAUUUCAACUACAACUACUUUGGUUUCAAGACCUUGGAAAGAUCGUAUUUGUUGAGAAUCGACGGUAAAGUUGCUGAAAGACCUCAGCAUUUGAUCAUGAGAGUGGCCGUCGGUAUCCACGGUGAUGACAUCGAAAGAGUCAUUGAAACCUACAACUACAUGUCUCAAAGAUAUUUCACUCACGGUUCUCCAACCUUGUUUAAUGCUGGUACUCCAAGUCCUCAGAUGUCUUCAUGUUUCUUGGUGGCCAUGAAAGAAGACUCCAUUGAUGGAAUUUACGACACUUUAAAGACUUGUGCCUUGAUCUCCAAGAGUGCCGGUGGUAUUGGUUUACAUAUUCACAACAUUAGAAGUACUGGUGCUUACAUUGCUGGUACCAACGGUACUUCUAACGGAAUCAUUCCUAUGAUCAGAGUAUUCAACAACACUGCCAGAUACGUCGACCAAGGUGGUAACAAAAGACCUGGUGCCUUUGCCUUGUACUUAGAACCAUGGCACGCCGAUAUCUUUGACUUUAUUGACAUCAGAAAGAACCACGGUAAGGAAGAAAUUAGAGCUAGAGACUUGUUCCCAGCCUUGUGGAUCCCAGAUUUGUUUAUGGAAAGAGUUGAAGCGAACGGAGACUGGACUUUGUUCUCUCCAAACGAAGCUCCAGGUUUAGCUGAAGUUUACGGUGAUGAAUUUAAGCAAUUGUACGAAAAGUAUGAAAGAGAAAACAGAGGUAGACAAACCAUUAAGGCCCAAAAGUUGUGGUAUGCUGUCUUGGAAGCUCAAACCGAAACCGGUACUCCUUUCAUGUUGUACAAGGAUGCUUGUAACUUGAAGACCAACCAAAAGAAUUUGGGUACCAUCAAGUCUUCCAACUUGUGUUGUGAAAUUGUUGAAUACUCUGAUCCUGAGGAAGUUUCGGUUUGUAACUUGGCUUCUAUUGCUUUGCCAUCUUUUGUUGAAACUGAUGAAACCUCUGCUUGGUACAACUUUGAGAAAUUACAUGAUAUUUCCAAGGUUGUCACCAGAAACUUAAACAGAAUCAUCGACAGAAACUACUACCCAGUUCCUGAAGCCAAGAGAUCUAAUAUGAGAAAUAGACCAAUUGCUUUGGGUGUUCAAGGGUUGGCUGAUGCUUUCAUGGCCUUGAGAUUACCUUUCGACUCUCAAGAAGCUAAGGAAUUAAACAUUCAAAUCUUCGAAACCAUCUACCACGGUGCGGUUGAAGCUUCGAUCGAAUUGGCUGCUACCGAAGGUGCUUACGAAUCAUACCCUGGAUCCCCUGCUUCUCAAGGUUUAUUACAAUACGACUUAUGGAACAGAAAGCCUACUGAAUUGUGGGACUGGGACACUUUGAAACAAAAGAUGGCCAAACACGGUUUGAGAAACUCGUUAUUGGUGGCUCCAAUGCCAACUGCAUCUACUUCCCAAAUCUUGGGUAACAAUGAAUGUUUCGAACCUUACACCUCCAACAUGUACUCUAGAAGAGUGUUAUCAGGAGAAUUCCAAAUCGUCAACCCAUACUUGUUGAAGGAUUUGGUUGACUUGGGACUCUGGAACGAGUCAAUGAAGAACAACAUCAUCUCCAACAACGGUUCGAUCCAGGGAUUGACCAAUAUCCCCGAUCAAAUCAAGGCCUUGUACAAGACAGUGUGGGAAAUUUCUCAAAAGCAUAUUAUCGAUAUGGCUGCCGACAGAGCUGCCUUCAUUGAUCAGUCUCAAUCGUUAAACAUUCAUAUCAAGGACCCAACCAUGGGUAAGUUAACCUCGAUGCAUUUCUACGGAUGGAAGAAGGGUCUUAAGACUGGUAUGUACUACUUGAGAACCCAGGCCGCUGCUGCUGCCAUUCAGUUUACUAUCGACAAGAACUCCAUUGCCCUGGCCAAUGACACCGUUGCUGCUUUAGAAAUGUUGAACAAGAGAAAGUAUAAGGCUGUUGGAAGUGCUAUUGGUUCUGCUGACGAAGGUGACGCCGAUUUGUCUAUUUCCACCAGAUCUGGAUCCACCGAACCUUCCUCCAUCGAAAACUCUAUUGCGGACUUGAAGGUUUCCGAUGACAAGCCUGAAGAGCCUCAGGAUGUUGCCGAAGGUGAAGGUGAAGGUGAAACUGAAGCUGAUAUCUUCAGUUCCAAGGUGAUUGCUUGUGCCAUCAACAACCCUGAAUCGUGCACCAUGUGUUCUGGUUAG